UAGAGAUUUUAAGGAAUAGAGAUUUUGAGGGGAUACGAAAAGUUUUUCUCUUCACUUGCAGUCACAUGAAACUUUUUUUUCUUGCACUUUUAUUUUCUCGCUUAAACACUUGUGGCGCGCAUAUUUAUUUAAGACUUUUUUUUUUGUACUCAAAAGCUUAUGUUAGCUAAAACAAAAUUAGUUGGCUGUUUUUAAAAGAAAUUUUUCUUUCCUCUUUCCACGCGAUUUAUGACAACAAAUAAAAACAAAUUGAUUUUUAGCGGUUUUAUUAAUUUUUUGUGUGGAUUUUGUGGAUUUGCGCGAUUUUUUUCUUCUUUAUUUAUUGUUUUUCUUAAAAAAUAAUUUCCACUUCAACUCAUUUUUCUUUGUAUUUCUUUCACUCUUUACUUGUUUCACUCCCGAUUUUUUUAUUUAUAUUUAUUUUAUUUUUUUCCACUGCACUGACCAUAGCAACACAACUUACUUUUAAAAAAUCCCUUUAUUGUUUUUUAGUUAGCUUCUCAUAUUAGCUUCUCAUGAAGCUAAAACAAUUAUCCCUUUCUUUUAUUGUUUUUGAGUUGAUUUUUGUGUUUAUUUUAUUUUUCCCACUCUUUUUUAAAAAAACCCAAGGAUAUGUACACAAUUAACAAUUUUUAUUUCCUUCUCGUUUUUCUUUUCAGAUCAAAGACAAAAAUCCCGAAAACACACAAAAAGAGGAGGAUAUAUAUUUGUGUGUGGUUAAAAUCUACUCCAUAUUUUUUAUUUAAAAAAGAAAUUAAUUUAGCUUAAAAAAUAAGAAAAAUUGUGAGAAAGAAAGAAAGCUUUUUAAUAGUUGUUUUUAAACAAUUGAGCUUUAAAUUAAUGAAAAAUUUAUUUUUAUAUAAUUAAGCUCAGUUGUUUUUAAAAAUACAUACCUAUAAAAGACAAAACAUUUGAUUCCAGACCUGCCCGUGGAUACGGAUAUAGAUACAGAUAAUGUCAAAAUGCCUACGAAUAUCCGAUGCGGAUACGGAUACCAAGAUUGGUAUCCGUGACCAGGUCUGUUUGCUUCUAAUAUA
Molecule: messenger RNA, 1037 nt
Organism: Meloidogyne enterolobii
Lineage: Eukaryota; Metazoa; Nematoda; Chromadorea; Rhabditida; Meloidogynidae
Source: the annotation of a GenBank genome assembly